GGUGGGGGUACUGAGCCCAAGUGCAGAUAAACGACGGGGGCUGCUUUGGCGUUGUAGGUGAGUGUUGUUAUUCAAUUAUGUCUUCCUGUUGAGUUGUAACUUCAAUUUGUCAUUAGUUGGAAUAUAUUGGAGCUAGUUUCUGAUCAAAUAUAGAGCGUUGCAUCCUAUACUUCUAACAGAGGGGACAAUGGCUUCUACAAGUGAUGCGGAUGCAUCUGAUCUGGAGAGCAUUAAGAGAAAGUUGAUCAAGAGCCUGCCCAGCAGUUGGGAAGAAGUUGUACAGAUAUACGAGCAAGAUCCAAGAGCUCACAAGAUCGAGAUCGGCCCAUCAGGGAACACAGCAUUGCACAUAGCAGUUUCAAGUGGGCGAGAAGACAUAGUAGAACGACUAGUGAAGUCGAUUGCUAAGAAUGGUAACCCCGUGGAUGUUCUAUCUAUAGGGAAUAGAGAUGGGAACAAUCCUCUUCAUUUGGGGGCCUCACUGGGAAGCAUUUCCAUGUGCAGAUGCAUCACUGGUGAGUGUAAAGAACUGUUGGGUCACCGCAACCAAGAGAGUGAUACGCCCCUUUUAAGGGCAGCUCGCUAUGGCAAAAAAGAUGUUUUCCUCUGUUUGUAUGAUAUGUGCGAAGGCAACGCAGCCGCUGGCUACUGUAAGAACGACGAUGGUAAAAACGUUCUCCAUCUUGCCAUUGAAGGAGGACACAUGGAUUUGGCGUUUCAAAUUAUUUGUAAGCAGGAAGAUCUCAUGGAUUCUGUUGACCGUCGUGGAAUCUCCCCUCUGCAUGUCCUAGCUGAGAAGCCUACUGCAUUCAGAAGUGGAAUUCAUCUCGGCUGGUUCAACAAAAUCAUUUAUCCCUGUAUUUCUGUUGAAGAGCUCAUCCCUGCAGGGACUUCCAAAGCAAAGAAGAGCUUCUUUCAAGACCUACGGAAGCUGAUUAAAUUACCAGGAAAAUCUAAAAAGCACUUGGAUCCAGAGAAUCCUGAAGAAGGGCAAGGAAUUGAACAUCAUGGUCAUAAUUCAAGCAAUAUUGGAGCUCAAGGACACAAAACAUUCCCCUCAAAAUAUUGCAGAUGCCUGAGGUUCAUCAAGCUUCUUGUAUCCCAAGUACUGCUGGUUAUCAUCUCCGUGCUGCCAGGUUCAAGUCAGAUAAGGAAGCUAAAAGAGAAAAAGGAGAUGCAUGUGUGGUCUCUUCGGAUCAUGAACAAACUACUUGAACAUGCUGCGAGGCAUACAUAUGAAAUGAAUCCCAAACAUGAUGAGCCAAGCCAACGUCAUUAUGAUUGUUGUAUUUCAGAGUAUGGAUACUUCCGAAGGGGAGGAGCUUUGGAGACGCCGAUACUAGUUGCAUCAAAGAAUGGCAUCAUGGAAAUGGUAACGAAAAUCCUGGAACUGUUUCCCAUGGCCAUUUAUGACACCCACAAAGAAAAUUGGAAGAACACAGUACUGAUGGCAGUAGAGAAUAGGCAAUCACAUAUAUAUGACUUCUUACUCAACAGAAAACAUCUUCUUGAUAGAGAAAUUGCAUUUCGUGCUGUUGAUUACCACAGAAAUACUGCAUUACAUCUAGCUGGAAAGCUAGCAGGUUACCACCACCGCCAGCAUAUCCCCACCAGCAUGUUGCAAAUGCAGUGGGAAGUCAAAUGGUACCAGUACGUGCAGAAUUCCGUGCGAUUUGAUAUUAGAAAAAAUCGGGAUGAAUGUACUCCAGAUGAGAUCUUCCAAAAAAACCAUGCAAAUCUUGAAGAUGAAAGCAAACGACGGGAUAGCACAUCCAAUUCCUGUUCUUUCAUUGCAGCACUCAUAGCAACUGUUGCCUUUGCCUCAUCAGCCUCUGUGCCUGGUGGAGUAAACCAAGACACAGGCUGUUCAAUGAUCUCCUUGCUAAUAUUCCUCGCCAUUUUCGUCUCCAAGGACCAAAACCAAGAUUUUACUAGAAACUUGCCGAGGAAAUUUUUACUUGGUACAACCUCUCUCUUCAUAUCCACAGCGGCCAUGUUGACCUGUUUCUGCUCUGGGAACUUCUUGAUGCUUAAGCAUCAAUUAAAAUAUGCUGCAAUUCCGGUAUAUGCACUCACCGGCUUGAUUCUUAUCAAAUUGAUUGAUAAACACGCAAACAAUGGUGACUUCGUUAAGCCUCCCAUUCUCCCCUUGCAUUCCCGUAAAGGCCUCCAAAGCUCUAUUCAUCUCUCCGUUUCUCAUAAACACCCAUCAAUCAUUGCUGUCCAACAAGCCGUAUCCUUCCUCCCGACCAGACCAAAAACAGUACCAGCUCCCUCAACCAGAGUCCCUGAUCACUAUAAAGAGGAGAUCAGCACGGUGGAUGCGACAACAUCUUCAGGCAUUUCAUCAAACAUCCAACGUGCAUCCCCCGAUUCCCCUCAUUUUCCGUAG
Messenger RNA from Vitis riparia (riverbank grape), 2392 nucleotides. RefSeq lists its product as uncharacterized. The transcript is spliced from 10 exons. Gene Ontology annotation, molecular function: protein binding. The record is from RefSeq and is a predicted model, not a curated record. NCBI's taxonomy places the organism in Eukaryota, Viridiplantae, Streptophyta, Magnoliopsida, Vitales, Vitaceae. Bases 188 to 2392 code for a protein of 734 amino acids.